CCUCCUCAAGCCCUUUGUGUGUUUAUGUGUGCAUGCUGAGAAACCCGGUGACGGAUGCUGAGCUUAUAAAUCUUCUCUUUUUCAUUGUUUCGUUGGGUUUUUUUUUAAUAACACGGAUACAUUUUAUUCAUCAAAAACAGCUUCUGCUGGAUGUAUGGAAGCCUGCAGGUGAGAAUAAGGCGGACCGGGUGAGCGCGUGUGAGUCUCACCUCUCCACAGCCAGGAUCCGGAUUGCAAGAGGAGCCUGUUACCAGGAGCAAGUGCGGCAAAAUUGGGACUUUUCCACCAUCAGCAUCCCUCCUCUCCUCUCCUCGCCUCAUCCCUGCUCCUCCUGUGGCCACGCCACCUCCCCUCUUCCCUCCCUCCCUCCCUCGCUUCUCUCUGUCUCCUUCUUCCGUGAUCCCAGAAUAGCCUCGCACCCCUUCUCCCCGGUGGAGUGUUUGGAAUCUCGGGGUGACUCGAGGGAAGCUGGAGGAUGGAUUAGCAGAGGCGGCGCAACGGCAAAACUGGAGCAGCACGCGCGACCACGCCGGGGGGGAAGGGGGCGACGGGACUCGGUGAAUUCACGGAGCCCCCGGGACAGAGGUUGCGACUGGUCCCACCCCAAGAUGACGUCUCCCAAAACCAAAGCCAAGAAGAAAGCACCCAAAGACAGCAUGACUCUGCUGCCAUGUUUUUAUUUUGUGGAGCUCCCCAUUGUCCUGUCCUCCUUGGUGUCGCUGUACUUCCUGGAGUUGACAGAUGUCCUUUCCCCGGCGAUGGUGGGCUUCCGUUGCUAUGACCGCGACCUCUCCAUGCCUUACGUAGAGACUGGAGAUGAGCUCAUCCCUCUGCUGAUGCUGCUGAGUUUGGCGUUUGCCGGCCCAGCCGCUUCCAUCAUGUUGGGGGAGGCGGUGAUGUACUGCAUGCAGUCCAAACUGAAGACCUGCCCCAAGUCGGAGGGCAGCAUAAACGCCGGAGGCUGCAGCUUCAACUCGUUCCUGCGCAGGACCGUGCGCUUUGUGGGUGUUCAUGUGUUCGGUCUCCUGGCAACAGCCCUGGUGACAGAUGUCAUCCAGUUGGCUACCGGCUAUCACGCCCCUUUCUUCCUCACCGUGUGCCAGCCCAAUUACACGGCUCCGGGGGUGUCAUGUGACAACAACGCCUACAUCACGCAAGACAUAUGCAUGGGGAAAGACCAAUAUGCAAUCAUGUCGGGACGGAAAACCUUUCCAUCCCAGCAUGCUACGCUGUCUGGCUUCGCGGCUGUAUAUAUCUCUAUGUACUUCAAUACCAGCAUCAAUAGCACAACUAAGCUGCUGAAGCCCCUGCUGGUGUUCGCCUUCUGCAUGGCUGCAGGCCUCGCUGGCCUGACUCAGAUAACGCAGCACCGCAGUCACCCGAUAGACGUCUACGUGGGGUACCUCAUAGGAGCUGGCAUCGGAGUCUACCUGGCUGUGUACGCUGUGGGAAAUUUUAAAGCAUCAGAGGAAGAUUCUCCCACUUUGCAGCGGCUAACGUCGGUUCAUCACAAGGACGGGCUUAGGGUGUUGACCCAGCGGGGCCACGAUUCCCUGUACAGGAAGACUCCCAGGGUGUCAGAGAGCAGGGAGGAGCUGGGGGCCGGGUUGGGGUCCGGAGCCCGCAGUAAGGUGAGGAGGGACAAGGCGUCCCUGGCUUCGCUGAAACGAGCCAGCGCCGAUGUGGAGCUCCUGGCAACGCGUGGCCCCAUGGGCAAGGAAACCAUGGUAACCUUCAGCAACACCUUACCCAGAGUCGCAAAUGGCAACAGCCCCAUCUCCCCCUCUGACGAGCCAGUCGUCACGCAGCGCCACAUGACCUUCCACGUGCCCUUCGACCCCCAGAGGUCCCGGCAGCUGGUGUCCGAGUGGAAGCAGCGCUCGCUGGAGCUCCGCAGCCAGAGCUCGAGAGACGAAGAUGAGGGAGAGAACGAGAGGGACAGAGGAAGCGGCGGAGGGGCGGAAGCAGGGGAAGGAGAGAGCAGGGGCAUGCCGUCGUCUCUUUACCCGACGGUGCAGGCCAGCAACGUUACCGCCACGCCGGCAACGGCAAGGAUGGCCGUGGCACCACCCCUGGUUCAUAUCCCUGAAGAGGCCUCGCGGCCUCCACCCGUUUCUCCAAAGAGUGCCAAAACGAGAGCCAAGUGGUUGUCACUCACAGAGGGAGGAAGUGUGAAAGAGCCUGGAUCCGGACCCAUCGCGGUGUCGACUCCCAGGGUUCCCAAUAUGCAGCCCAACCAGCCUCCCAGCCAGCAAAGAGUCACUCAGGUCAUAGCCAUGUCAAAGCAGCAGGGUCACGGAGGAAACACUUCGUCGGCCAAGACGUCAGAAGGGGGUUCAUCCUCUGGCGGUGGCUCCAACUGCUCUGAAUCGCCGUACUACCGCAUCCCGUCCGAUCGAGACAGCUGCACCGGCAGCAACCCGGGGAGUGUCGGCGGCAGCGGGAGCAUCGUCACCAUCGACGCUCACGCCCCCCACCACCCGGUGGUGCGCGUGUCAGCCAGCAACGGCAAGCCGUGGGAGUGGAGGAACACCAUCAGCGGCAACAUGAUGAGUGUCGACGCGUCGGGCGACAAGCACCGCAUAGCUCUGCAGCGGCAGGACAAUGUCUGCCACUACAGGGACUACCGGACGCUGCCGGGGAAAACAGACUCGCUUGGCUCUUCCACGACCAGCGGGAGUGCAGAGGUGGGGGUGGGGCUGGGAGUGGAGCUGCCCCCACCACCUCUUCCCACGGCCACCUCCCCUCUUCCUCCUCCGCCUCAGUUGUCUUCCUCCCCUCUUCCACCACCUCCAUCUCCUUCCCCGUUGCCCCCGCCUCCACACUCAGGCCCUACUCCCAUGCCUCCACCUCCUCCUCAUUCUAGCUCCCCUCACAUGCCCCCACCCCCUCACCCGUCUUCCUCCCAAAUGCCCCCGCCUCCUCAACCGUCCUCCUUGCAAAUGCCCCCGCCUCCUCACCAUUCCUCCUCACACAUGCAUCCUCACCCUUUUUCCAACCAGAUGCCUCCACCUCCUCACCCAUCUUCCUCUCCCCUACCUCCUCCUCCUCUUCCCUCCUCGUCCAUGCCUCCCCCGCCCCACCCUUCCCACUCCGGCAUGCUUCCCCCUCCGCCCCACCCUGACCUGCUGAUGGAUGGCCACGGCCAGGCCCUAUCCCGCUCCUCCACCUUGCCCCGCCGGCCCUCCGUGUCGUCCCGCAGCCACGCCGAGCAGGAGCACUACUACAAGGCCAUGCAGAAUGAGAGGAUGUUAUAGUCGGGGAGAGGCGGGGACGACAACAGACAUCAUCUCAACAUUAGGAGAUCGUACUUGAAAUGACAGAACUGAAGGAGGCGUUACAAGAAACCAGGCUGCAACAGGUCAGCAGAGAUUUCCGACUUCUGAAAAACGACGAAAAGGUUUGGAGCCACUGAGGGCGCCGGGGACUGUAAGGAGGUCUAAAAAAACUCAGCGGGGUGGCUGUUUUUCCUCGUCUCUCCCGCUUAUCCUGCCACAGCACCAGCCGAGACUGAGACGAGAAAAGAGAGAAUGAAGGAAUACAAGACGGAGAGGAAAAAAAAAAAAGAGUUGAAGCUUGCUUGUGCUUUUGCCUCCGGUUUUGUUAGCAUCUCUGGAGUUUCUUUAAGGGCGGGUUGAAAAGAAGGAGCUGAGAAAGAGAUAUCACAAUGGAUGGUGAGGGAUUUGCUAAAUCAAGUUCCCCUAGGGAGGAGACUGAGAAAACAACUACAGGCAAUGCAUGCUCAUCUGAAACCAGAGCAGCCAUUUGAGGUUUUCCUGUGAUCUCUUUUUAUCCAGCUGAAACACUCUUGUUCCAAUGCACCAUACAGCAGAGAAUAUGGUCAAUUCAGCAAAUUUAAUCACAAAUUUAGGAGUAUUAACUACAGCUCACAAAGGCUUGAAAGUGAGGGCAUUGUCUUUUCGAUGCCAAGCAGGUGUAUCUGCAUGCACCAGAGAUGCUCGACUUAGGAAGAAGAGGUGAGUAUAAAUAGGAUAAUGCUCCACUGGGCAACCUCCUAUACGGACGUCACUGAAUGGAUUAUGGCCGUGAACAUUAGAGGCAGUGGAAUGGAAAGAGAAUCGCUUCUAAAAUGAAAAGUUCAGCAGGAGCACUCGGCACAAAGCGGGGGCUCACGGUGGGACUUUUCAGCGAGCGAAACCCACCACGGAUUGAAGAUCGAAGCCGAAACAGGGAACGUAGACGAGUGUUUUGUUUAUGAACCCAUGCCAGCUCAACCGCGUCCCCCGUUGAAGUGUAAAAGUCGCUCCAGCCAGCGACGCUGACCUUCCUAUCCUAUUGCAUCGUGUAAGUUUCAUAGAUCAACACGGACACACUUUUCAAAACAGUUCCUGAGUUAUCUGUUUGUAAAAUAUUUUUUUAGGUAUAUUGUCCAGGAGAGCUCUUCAGGAAUACUCAAAUGUGUUAAAUUUACAACUUUAUCAAAACUGGACUGUUGUCAACUGUCAUUCAGCCUUAUUUUGAAAAAAGUCUGUUAGCUAUACUGUGAAAGUCCUUUUUUUUUUCCUUCUGUCACGGGUACUCUUAGUAUAUUCGGUGUCCCUGGUUACCGUUGUGAUUUCCCACAUUUUCUGGGUAGCAGCAUGCGACUUUCUUGCUUAGAGCCAAGUAAAAUGAUACAUGACAGAAACGUCUAAUAAAAUGGCUGCUGUUUUAGCGAUAGGGAAGGUUUUGAAACCAUAAAAAGCAGCAGGGUCUGGUGCUCAAUUUUCAGUAUUUCUACUUUUGUAGAAGCGACGCCGAUGUAAAUAUGCCUUCAAUACAAGACAUAACGAGAAGUAUCUCUCUCAAAUAACGUUGGUCGAUGGACGAAAUCCUUUGAUCUACUGGAGCUCUGGGGGGGGAUUUGACAGAAAACUGCCAAAUUCCUCCAAUGGCAGAACCACUGCCUGAAAGUAGACACAUUUUCCUGCGCUGCUGCAGAAAAGGACGUGUGUCGGUUAAGGUCUGUGGUUGUAAGGCCGGGUUAAGAGGAAUAUUUAAAUUGAAAUUUCUGAGCUUCUUUGGCGCAGAGAGAAUUUAAUAAUGUAAGAGAGAUCUCUUUCUCAAAGCAUUGUCUGAUUAAAAUGAGAAAUUUGUGUAAGACAUGUAGAAUUAAGUUUACUUGUUUAUCUUGAAGUUAAAUCAUGAUACUAAGUGGAAUGAUUGCUGUUUGUACUGCUGAGAUUGAUGGGUAAAAUAGCUAUUUAGCUUUCGACGCAGCAGAACUAAAAUAACUAAUUAACAGAUAUUUCCUGAAAAUACUUCAAAUGUAUUCAUUUUGGCCCUCAUCAAAUAUUAAGCGACAUGAUCACCGUGUUAGGCCUUCAAAGACCCAAAAUAUUAACAUUUAAAAAAAAAAAAAUAUUUGAAAGCUCUAAACAAAACUUAAGGUAACGCUAAAGGUUUAGCUCGUCAAUACUUUUUUUGUUUGCCAUUAACAAGAUUAUUUUUGUGUUCCUGGCAACCAUCUAGUUUUAGCCAUUAGUUCUUGUAAUACACUUAAUUACAAGACAAAAAGUAAAUACUCAUACAAACUAACACAGAAAAAUUUCUAGUUAUGUUGUUGUAGGGCAAGAACAAAUAUUUAAAGUUUUUUUAUUAGUUAAAAAAAAAAUCAAAUGAUUAAGAAAUUCUGUAAUUUAUUUUGUCAGUUGCACAAUAAACAGUGUAAAUGAAUGGACCCUUGGUAAAGACGUGUCGCAAUGCAGUAGCAGAAUCUCGCACUGAAAAUUAAAAUUCGAAAUCCAAAGUUACACAUACAUGUACGUCGGUCACCACUCCUAACAUCUUUCCCAUGUUUAAUGGAGCUAAUGUUACUCCCAUCAAACCAAAGAAUGGGCAGGUCCCAGUUAAAGUCUUACAAUUGCGCAAACUCCACAAGUUUAUGCUAGAAAUGAUAACCCUUUCCUGGCAUUCCCCCCCCCCCAAAUAUCAAUCUGACUUCUGGAUGGCAUCUAAUAGGUGAUGUGUCACAUCAUAUUUACAUUUCACAGAAACAGGAAGUUAUGGAUUUUUAAUAAAAGGCUCCUAGAAAGUCUGACCAGUUUGGGAAAAAUACAUCAGUGGUUAUUUUACAGGAAUUGUUUGGGUUCUAAUCACCGUCUUACUCAUGAUUCCCCCCACCCCACUGAAGAAUUGGGUUCAUACUAAAUAUUGACAUUGUCUCAAGUUUUCACUGUGAGAUUAUUCUACUGCAGUAAAAUAUUUAUUUAUCUUAAGGCAUAUCUUUACCACAGAGUGCUAGUAAGUAUGACACAUGUCCUCCGCCUAUAAGAAAAGGAAGAUUUGCACAACCUCUUGGUGCUCCUACACACCUUUUUGUCCGUUUACAUAUUGUAUAAAGUUUUUCCGGGGUUUUUUUUUCCAGACAGAAGAUAUCUCAUUUAAUCACACGUGGUUCAUUUUGGCCACUAAUUUGAUUGUACGUUUUCAAAGCAGAGACUCGACGACGGGCGACAUCGCUGCCCACCUGUUCUCCCCCAAAUAAACCCAAGAGGUGAAUAGACUGGUUUUGUAAAGUUGUCCUAGGAAGAGGUUCUGUUAAAUGGAAGAAGUUGUUUGUGUUUUUUUAGAGGUGCUUCUCAGACGAGGAGCUGGUAGUUAAGUUGCCUGUCACUUUGUGCUGCAUGUGUGUAAGAGUGUGUGUGUGUGUGUUUUCUUUUUUUUUUUUUUUUACGUUAGUACUUAAACCUUUUUGAAAGAAUAAUCCUCUGGUGAACAUGCUACAGCUUUGAGCCCAGUUUGACUGUAAGAUAUUUGAAAUGACUUAAUAUUAUUAAUACUAUUAUUAUUUAAAAGUCCUCUUUUAUGGGCUGAUGUUUUCUAUCUGUGGUGAUGUGUAACAUUGAUAACUUUGUUGAAUAAAAAAAUAAUAACGUCUGCUUAACUGAGGGCUGAUCUCGUGGUGCUUGAAAACAAUGCGUGGAGUUCAUGAGGCAGCGCUCAAAAUAGCGAGUGAGGUCGAUGCCACGGCGGCGUUUACCGCCACCCUGAUGAAAAGGAUCUUCCGCAUCGAUUCUUAGGUUAAGAGAACUUUCUUCCUCAUCCCACACUUGAACACACACAAAUGUGUGUACCAAACGUGGAAGAAGCACAUUUGCAGUGCAGCAUUUCUCUCUCUCUCUCUCUCUGCACGGUCUAGUGUCAAGUUUCUGAAAUGAAAUCCUCUACGUUGUCGGUCGGUCCUAAGUGAAUUGUCUAGAAUAAAACAAAUAUUGUCUGAGGUUUCUUGAUGUU
Gambusia affinis (western mosquitofish) is the source of this 7236-nucleotide messenger RNA. It is a transcript of the gene plppr3a, whose product is annotated as phospholipid phosphatase related 3a. The transcript has 9 exons. The coding region runs from base 33 to 3257 and encodes 1074 amino acids. The record is from RefSeq and is a predicted model, not a curated record. NCBI's taxonomy places the organism in Eukaryota, Metazoa, Chordata, Actinopteri, Cyprinodontiformes, Poeciliidae. Gene Ontology annotation, biological process: phospholipid dephosphorylation; signal transduction; phospholipid metabolic process. Gene Ontology annotation, molecular function: phosphatidate phosphatase activity.